UUGGUUUGUUUCGUGAACUUGGAGCGUCUGAGCUGGUUUCUUCUCUCUCUUUCUCUCUGUCUAUCGGUAUAUGAGUGUAUGUACGUAUAUGUACACUCGCAUCCCAUCGACAUCGAGAGAGAGAUUUCUCCCUUUUUCAUGUGGAUGCUCAACCUGUAAUCCCUCCCUCAUCUCUUUUUCUUCCCUCUUCACAAGCAAUAGACUUUCUUCUUUUUUACUACACAAACCCAGAAACUUUGCUUCAGCACCUUUUACUUGCAUAUUUAUAUACAUAUAGGUAUAUAUUAAGCCCAUUUCAUCUCCUCCUCCUCACCCUGUUUUUGGUUUCUUCUUCUGGUUGAUACUCAGAGCUGAAGAAAGGUUUCUGCUUUUGCUGUUAAAUUCCUAUGAAUAUCUCCUGAAUCUGUGUUCUUCUUUAAAGUUUUCUCUUUAUACAAUUAUGCACUAGAAAAGCACCUUCAAAAAGUUCCUUUUUUUUUUAUUUGAAAAAAAAAAGGUCUUUUUCUUUACCAACUCUCUCUCUCAUUUCCCACUUAUCUUCUCCACUUUUCAAUUCUACCCAUCUGAUUUUUUUUUCUUCAUCAAAAUCAAAAGGGGAAUACCUACUGAUUUUCAUUAUACAGAAAAGCUAAAACCCACUUAUUCUUUCACAGAAAUCAUGCAACAGUUCACCUUCGUUUCCACAUUAACAGCUGCCUUCAUGUUAUCUUUCAUGGUAUCUGAAACCCUCGCGGGUUUUCUGACCGAUCCAGUUUCCGCUCACGACCAGCCGCUCAAACCCGGAGAGUACUCCUCAAACACGGUGCCGGCCUUCCCUGUUCAAACCCAAGCACAAAGUUGCCGACUUGACCUCUCGGCCGAGCUAUUCGGCGGGGUCAACGAGGCCUGCGGGAGAAACCUUGACCGAAGCCGAUGCUGUCCGGUUCUAGCAGCGUGGCUCUUCGCGGCACAUGCGCGGUCAGCUCUUCAAGUUCCGGCUCCGGCUCCUGCGCCGGCGGAAGCUGAACCUGACCUUCCGAUGAUGCCUGACGAUUCGCAGAAGUGCGUGAACUCAAUGCAGAGCGCUUUGCUGAGCAAGAACGUGAAGAUUCCACAGCCGAAUGCGAGCUGUGAUGCUAUUCUAUGCUUCUGUGGGAUUCGGCUUCAUCAGAUCAGCUCGCUCAGCUGCCCCGCCGCCUUCAACUUGUCGUCGGGUUUCCAGAACGCCACACCGACGGCGGCCGUAAAGAAUCUGGAGAGAAAUUGUAGAAACUCUUCUUAUGCUGGGUGUACCAAAUGCCUUGGAGCUCUCCAAAAGCUAAAACGAGGCCACAAGAACGGGACGGCGGAGGACCGGCCAACGACCGAUAGAGCGAGUAAAAUGUUCGACAGAGAUUGCCAGCUGAUGGGGCUGACAUGGUUACUGGCUCGUAACAAAACGGCAUACAUUCCCACCGUUUCGGCGGUUUUACGAGCCAUAAUGUACAGUGCGCACCCUCCACACGAGUCGAAGUGCAGCCCGGAUCAGGAGAACAUGCCGUUGGCCGUUGACUCUCUACAGUUCGAGAAUAGUCAAUCAUCUUCUUCCUCGCUGGUUCCUGUUGUUGAAAGCACGAUUUUGCCCCUAAUCAUUUGGGUCUGGUUGUCCUUGUGUAGUAAGUAUAUGUGACUGUGAUACCUCAAGCUUCACGUGAAGCUAGAAGACAAACGGGCUGUUGGGGAUAUUUUUGUCUUUUUGCCCUCUCUGUAAAUUGAAAAUUUCCAGCUCGUUGUGAAUUUUAAUUUUGCCUUUUUCAGUCGCCA
This is a messenger RNA of Carica papaya (papaya), 1782 nucleotides long. RefSeq names its product putative GPI-anchored protein At4g28100. The record is from RefSeq and is a predicted model, not a curated record. Lineage: Eukaryota; Viridiplantae; Streptophyta; Magnoliopsida; Brassicales; Caricaceae.